Xylaria bambusicola is the source of this 2605-nucleotide messenger RNA. RefSeq lists its product as uncharacterized. Gene Ontology annotation, molecular function: zinc ion binding; DNA-binding transcription factor activity, RNA polymerase II-specific; DNA binding. The transcript has 8 exons. The record is from RefSeq and is a predicted model, not a curated record. The coding region runs from base 1 to 2277 and encodes 758 amino acids. NCBI's taxonomy places the organism in Eukaryota, Fungi, Ascomycota, Sordariomycetes, Xylariales, Xylariaceae. Gene Ontology annotation, biological process: DNA-templated transcription; regulation of DNA-templated transcription.
AUGGAGACUACCAUGGCGGACAGCCGGGAAGGGUCUCCGCCGGCCUUAAGUCGGAGAGCAUGUGACCAAUGCCGCCUACGGAAGAUUCGCUGUGACAAGGAGACGCCUUGCUCCAAUUGCCGUAGCGCCAGACGGUCAUGUAGUUCCACGGGCGCAGGACAGAAACCCAAGGAGCCACGCCAGCGAGUUCUGAUUUCUAGUCAGUACGAGCGUAAAAUCGAUCAGAUAGAGGAACGUCUCGCGGGCAUCGAGGGUCUUUUGCAGCAACUGGUCUCUACUCGGUCAACUUCUGGUGCCGAUGGACUCACGCCAGCCAGUAGUACUAGCCAGCAAGGACAGGGGCAAGGAACCAGGUCAUUGCGGGUGCUAGCUGCGAGUACUAAUCGGUCACCGUCGACUGCAUCAUCGAGUCGUAGAGUUACAGAUGCCCCAACACCAGAUCAAGGAGGUAAUGUCGACAGCACAAGUACCCUCUUUGAUCCUGAAGACGCAGAAACCUUUGAAGGGAACUCGUCGUUAGCGGCUCAUACUGCCUUUGCGUCGGAAUUUUUGGCUGAUGCGGUUCGCAAGACGACGCUCGGCGAUGGCGGAAGCAUCAAUCCGAAAUUCGACGCGGCGCUGAACUCUUUGCGACACAUCAUACAAAUGCAGAACAGGAACCGACAACGGUCGACUGCCAAAGUGUGGUCACAAGCACCGAGUUUGACGAAUCCUGUUUCGGAAGACGAUUCCGAGGGCAACGGCCGUGGGAGGCGUAAAAGCUUCACGAGGACUAACCUUCGGAAUUUACCAUUACCCCCUAUGGCGCUCGUUCGGGAGCAGCUGAGCGCGAUGAGUCACGGCCCUGUGCCCGUGAUGCUUGCUAUUCUUUACACAUUCAUCGACUACGAGCACUUCACAGACCGUUGCCGACAACUCUACUUUGCGACGGAGGCGCCGUCAGAGGCAAGUUUCAUCACCGUCAAUGCGGGCCUCCUAUAUAUCUUCUUCGAGGCGUCGCUGAAGGCUUCGGAUCCGGUCAAGAAGGCGCAGUACGAGGAGUCCCGUGCCAUAUCCCAAAACAACCUCGAGAUAGCGUUGGCGCAGAUGAAUAUGAUGAUGCCAGCCACAGCGGAAAACAUCGAAGCGCUGCUCAUGGGUGCCUGUUUUUGUAUCGAUGAAUCGCGGGCAUCGGUUGCAUGGAUUCUCGUCUCUAGAGCCGCACAUAUGUGCCGAACGCUAGGUUACCAUCAAAUCCACACUAUGAAAGACGACAUGCCGCAGACGAAAGCCGAUAAAUCUCUCUUAUUCUGGUGCACAUAUAUGCUGGACAAAGCUCUCUCACUGCGUCUCGGCAGGGCAUCCAUACUGCAAGACUACGAUAUCUCGCUCCCGCAUGUAACACCCGACGCGAAGGCCGCGUACCCAGGCAAAGAAGUAAUGACGCUUUGGAUCCAGCACGCGCGCGUCCUCGGACGCAUCUAUGAGCGCCUGUACUCGCCCGGCGCCCUGCGACAGCCCGACACGGUGCGCAUCGAGCAGGUGAACCUCCUUGCAGCCGAGCAGCAGCGUCUAAUGGCCUCCACGGUGUCCUUACUCCGGGAAUUUGAGACCGCCGUCGACGGCGAAGCGCGGAUGUUCGCGCUGACACUCAAGUCGGACGAGGUGUCGUUCCUCGCCAGCCUAUCCCUGACAUAUCGCGCGCUGCCGCCUAACGGGCCGCGUAGUAGGACUUUCGCGGACGAGUGCAUCGACGCCGCGCGAGCCUCGAUGCGGUGCCACCUCGAGGCGACGGCGAUGAUGGACGAGCAGUCGCUCAAGAUCGUGUACAUCCACUGGACGAUCCUAUACGCGCCCUUCAUCCCGUUUAUCGUCAUCUUCUGCCUCGUCAUCGAGACUUCCGAUCGGGAGGAUCUGACGCGUCUCGCUGAUUUUGUGCGCUCGCUGGAGCCCGCUUGCGAGGUUUCGCCGUCUGUGAGGAAGCUGCAUCAGCUGUGCCAGGUGCUGUAUAAUGUCGCGGAACUGUAUGUCGAGGCGAAAGCUGCCGAGGGCGUGGGCAGUGAGUUCGAUGCGUACCUGAGCCAGCUUGGCUUCAUGCCGAUUGAUGUCGAUGGGGGCGGCAUGAUGGGGGUUCAGACGGGGCUUGAUGCAGGGGGGAAUGUGCAAGGGCUUGACGAGCAGAUGAGGGCUGCUACACAGACGAAUCAGCUCGAGGAUUGGUUUUCGGGAAAGAACUAUAUGAUGGGCCUUCUUGAAGAGGAUUUAUCGGGAAUCAAUCCCAUGGGAUGGCCUUCAUAAUUGGGAUAGCAUGGUUCAAAGAGGCCCAUGGCCUCGAUGGUCAUGUGGCUUGUAUAAUUAGUUGUAUUUUGUACUUAAUAGGAGAAUGGCUUGAUCUGCUAUUCUCUGUAUAGUCUGGAGAGUGGGCGAAACUGGUAUGAAACGCUACUCAACCACAUAGAGCGCGGGAUAAUGAUAAAGGAAAUUUGUAUUUACCCUCUGCACAUGUCUAAUCUAUAUAGACGUGGCUAUCCCGUUCCUCUUCCUCGACACCUGAACCCAAUCAAUCAAAUGCUGGCCUCAUUUGGCAUCUUUAUGUACAUGGCAUAUUGACACACUUGCCCUCUGU